This is a messenger RNA of Nothoprocta perdicaria, 2763 nucleotides long. RefSeq names its product LDL receptor related protein 8 (gene LRP8). The record is from RefSeq and is a predicted model, not a curated record. Gene Ontology annotation, molecular function: calcium ion binding; protein binding. The coding region runs from base 1 to 2763 and encodes 920 amino acids. The transcript has 18 exons. NCBI's taxonomy places the organism in Eukaryota, Metazoa, Chordata, Aves, Tinamiformes, Tinamidae.
AUGUGGCGGCCCGCGCUCGCCCGGCUGCUGCUCGUGCAGCUGCUGCUGCUCAAGCUGCACCUCGGCAAAGGCGCCGUGAAGGAGUGCGAGGAGGACCAGUUCCAGUGCGGGAACAAGCGCUGCAUCCCCGCCAUCUGGAAGUGCGACGAGGACGAYGACUGCUCGGACAACAGCGACGAGGCGGAUUGCCCAAAGAAAACUUGUGCUGAGUCCGAUUUCACUUGUGACAACGGCCACUGCAUCCCCGCCAGGUGGAAAUGCGAUGGGGAGGAAGAGUGUCCGGACGGGUCGGAUGAGUCGGAAGCAGCGUGCACCAAGCAAGUGUGUCCAGCUGAAAAAAUUAGCUGUGGAGACUCGAGCAACAAAUGUAUCCCGUCGUCCUGGAGAUGUGAUGGACAGAAGGACUGUGAGAGCGGUGCUGAUGAGGCUGGUUGCACCCCUGCRUGUUCCCCCAAUGAGUUCCAGUGCAGCAACAGGACGUGCAUCUCUGUCAUCUUCGUGUGCGACGGGGACAACGACUGCGGGGACGGCAGCGACGAGCGCAAAUGCUCCCCUCUGACGUGCAACCCCAACGAGUUCCAGUGCAACAACAGCRUGUGCAUCCCGGAGCUGUGGGUGUGCGACAACCAGCCGGACUGCGAGGACCAGUCGGACGAGGCGGUGGAGAAGUGCGGCUACGACGCCAAGGCCCUCAACACCUGCGCGGCCCACGAGUUCCAGUGCGGCAACGGCGAGUGCAUCCACCUCAACUGGAAGUGCGAUGGGGACGAGGACUGCAAGGACAAGUCCGACGAGCAGGACUGCCCUCUGGUGACCUGCCGGCCGGACGAGUUCCAGUGCGGGGACGGGACCUGCAUCCACGGAGUGAAGCAGUGCGACAAGGUGCACGACUGUCCCGACAACAGCGACGAGGCCGGCUGCGUGCAAGAGUCAGCAUGUGAAAGUCCCAGCAAGUUUCAGUGUAAGAGUGGAGAGUGCAUUGACGGAGGCAAAGUGUGCGAUUCCCAUAGAGACUGCAGGGACUGGUCUGACGAGCCUCUGAACGAAUGUGGUAUGAAUGAAUGCUCUAUGAACAACGGUGGUUGCUCACACAUAUGUAAAGACUUGAAGAUUGGUUAUGAAUGUGAGUGCCCUCCCGGCUACAAGCUUCUGGAUAAAAAAACGUGUGGAGACAUAGAUGAAUGUGAGAAUCCAGACGCCUGUAGCCAGAUCUGCAUUAAUUACAAAGGGGACUACAAAUGUGAGUGCUACGAGGGAUAUGAGAUGGACACCCUGUCCAAGAACUGCAAAGCUGUAGGCAAGAGUCCAUACCUGAUCUUCACCAAUCGCCAUGAAGUCCGUAAGAUAGACCUGGUGAAAAGGGACUACUCACGGAUCAUUCCCAUGCUCAAAAAUGUAGUGGCCCUGGAYGUGGAGGUGGCAACAAACAGAAUAUAUUGGUGUGAUCUGUUCUACCGAAAAAUCUACAGUGCCUACAUAGACAAAGCAAGCGACACAGCGGAGCAGGUGGUUUUGAUAGACAGCCAGCUGAACUCCCCAGAGGGACUCGCAAUAGACUGGGUUCACAAGAACAUCUACUGGACGGAUUCAGGAAACAAGACCAUCUCGGUCGCCACUGCAGAUGGGAGCCGGAGGAGGACGCUUUUCAACAGUGACCUCAGCGAGCCACGAGCCAUUGCUGUGGACCCCACGCGCAGGUUCAUGUAUUGGUCUGACUGGGGUGACAAAGCUAGGAUUGAGAAAGCAGGCCUGAAUGGUGUGGGGCGGCAAGUGCUGGUGGCUGACAACAUUGAGUGGCCUAAUGGCAUCACUCUUGAUUUGCUGAAUCAGCGUCUCUACUGGGUAGACUCCAAAUUGCAUUCACUGUCCUGCAUUGAUUUCAAUGGCAGCAACAGAAAAGUUCUGAUCUCCUCUGUUGAUGAUCUGAGCCAUCCUUUUGGAUUAGCAGUGUUUGAGGACAGAGUGUUCUGGACUGACCUGGAGAAUGAAGCAAUCUUCAGUGCAAAUAGGCUGAAUGGCUUGGACAUCUCCAUUUUAGCAGAAAAUCUCAAUAAUCCUCAUGAUAUUGUGGUAUUUCACGAAUUAAAGCAGCCCAAAGCUCCUGAUUCCUGUGAGCUCAGCCCUCAACCAAAUGGAGGCUGUGAGUAUUUGUGUCUGCCUGCACCUCAGAUCUCUCCUCAUUCUCCCAAGUAUACAUGUGCCUGUCCUGACAACAUGUGGCUGGGUCCUGACAUGAAAAAAUGCUACAAAGAACUUCCAACUACUUCAGCUACCCUACUGGUUUCUACAGCCACAGCAUCUCAUACUGCCACUACUUCCACCAUGGCCAUCACAACUGCGUUUGGCAAGACCACAAACACCACGGAAAUUGUCCCCAAAACUACAUCAGAAGCUGCUAUUACAAUCCCAAGUUUUCAUUUACCUCUAACCACAUCCAUCCUAAUAGACUCUGAGAUGACUACUGGAAACAGCAAUUUAUCACAGCACUAUGCAAAUAACGGUCAAGGCUUUGAUUCAACCGUGACAGCAGCUGUUAUUGGAAUCGUCAUUCCUGUUGUGGUCAUUGGCUUGCUGUGCAUGGGGGGAUACCUCAUCUGGAGGAACUGGAAACGGAAGAACACUAAAAGCAUGAACUUUGACAAUCCAGUGUAUAGGAAGACAACAGAAGAGGAAGAUGAAGAUGAAAUCCAUAUUGGGCGGACUGCCCAAAUUGGACACGUCUAUCCAGCAGUAAGUACUCAGGAAACAGCUGAAGAGAAAUAA